Brassica napus (rape) is the source of this 2430-nucleotide messenger RNA. RefSeq names its product probable protein phosphatase 2C 4. The record is from RefSeq and is a predicted model, not a curated record. The transcript is spliced from 4 exons. Gene Ontology annotation, biological process: protein dephosphorylation. NCBI's taxonomy places the organism in Eukaryota, Viridiplantae, Streptophyta, Magnoliopsida, Brassicales, Brassicaceae. The coding region runs from base 366 to 2345 and encodes 659 amino acids. Gene Ontology annotation, molecular function: protein serine/threonine phosphatase activity.
UCCUUUUAGUCAACGCUUCUCCCUUUGUUUACAAGUAGUUUAUAAGAUUUCAUUUACUUGUUUUUGACGUCAGACUUUAUUUAUAGCUUUUAUCUACUUCUGUUGACAAUAAAAAAAACUUUUUAUUUCCAGGAUUUAUCAGACAAAAAACGAAUAAUAUCUCUUAUAUAUUUUUGUUUCUUUUAUAUUCCUUUCAUCUGAUAAUUCAUAAUUGGUUUACUCUAGGCACAUAAGUCAACUAUCUCUCUCUCUCUCUUUCUCAUCUUUUUCUUCCUCUGUUUUCUGCCAUGAAUUGAGCAACUUCAAUUCUAAAUUUCUAAUACCAAUUUGAAUUUCUCAACUUGAUUUUUGAAAAUUUAAUCUUGAUGGGUAACGGAGCGACAAAACUGAGUACAUGUUUCACAGGCAGCGGAGAUCGUUUCCGACAGAAACACAUCUCAGUUCCACCUCCUACUGAUCCUCUAGACGAAGGCUUAGGCCAUUCCUUCUGCUACGUCCGACCCGAACCGACCCUCAUCACUUGCUCAAAAGUCCACUCGGAGGUGGAAGAGACCACCAUGUUCCGAACGAUCUCCGGCGCCUCCGUCAGCGCCAACGCCGCCACUCCCCUCUCCACCUCUCUCUACGACCCCUACGGCCACAUCGACAGAGCUGCCGCGUUCGAGAGCACGACGUCGUUUCCUUCCAUCCCUCUCCAGCCCAUCCCCAAAAGCUCCGGCGGCGGCGGCGGCGGUGGUGGUCCGGUCGUCUUGGGCUCCGGUCCGAUCGAAAGAGGCUUCCUCUCGGGUCCGAUCGAGAGAGGGUUCCUAUCGGGCCCGCUGGACCGCGGCGGGCUUUUCUCCGGCCCGCUCGAAAAGCAGCCCAGCUCCGAUCAUCAUCACCGCUUCCAGCGUAGCUUCUCCCACGGGUUAGCGUUACGGGUCGGGUCGAGAAAACGGUCGUUGGUUCGGAUCCUCCGCCGCGCGAUCUCGAGGACGGUGUCUCGCGGGCAGAACUCGAUCGUGGCUCCGGUCAAGUCCGUUAAAGAGUCCGAGAGCAGCAAGAGCCACAACGAGAAUAAUCUCACGGUUAAUAGCUUGAACUUUAGCAGCGAGGGGACGUUGGACGACGACGUUUCGCUCGAGAGCCAGAACCUUCAGUGGGCUCAGGGGAAAGCAGGCGAGGAUCGAGUACACGUCGUCGUUUCGGAGGAGCACGGGUGGCUUUUCGUCGGAAUAUACGACGGGUUCAACGGUCCGGAUGCGACGGAUUAUUUACUCUCUCAUCUGUACCCUACGCUUCAUCGUGAGCUUAAAGGUUUGUUAUGGGACGAUCCAAAGCCUCAGGAUCUAGACAGAUCUUGUCUUGACGAGUCGUGUUCAGACAGAGUUGAUAAUGAUCAAUGUGAGGGACGGUGGAGAUGUGAGUGGGAUCGGGAGAAGAAAGAUCUUGACCGUAGAUUAAAGGAACAGAUCAAUAAUAGGAGAAGUGGGUCGGACUCGGAUCAGUUGACGAACCAUUCGGAUGUUUUAAAAGCAUUGUCGCUAGCUCUGAGGAAGACGGAAGAAGCGUAUCUAGAUACUGCUGAUAAGAUGCUGGAGGAGAACCCUGAGCUAGCUUUGAUGGGUUCUUGUGUUCUGGUGAUGCUUAUGAAAGGUGAAGAUAUCUAUGUGAUGAAUGUUGGCGAUAGUAGAGUUGUGCUUGGUCAGAAGUCGGAACAAGAGUACUGGUUAGCUAAGAUAAGACAGGACUUGAAGCGGAUCAAUGAAGAAACGAUGAAGAAUGAUUUGAGAGGUUGCGAGGGAGAUCACGAAGUCGCAAACUUAUCGGCUUUUCAGCUCACUGUUGAUCACAGCACAGAUGUAGAAGAGGAAGUUGAAAGAAUAAGAAACGAGCAUCCGGAUGAUGCUAGUGCAGUGAGUAAUGAACGAGUUAAAGGCUCCUUGAAGGUCACAAGAGCAUUUGGUGCCGGUUUCUUAAAGCAGCCUAAAUGGAACAAUGCGCUUCUUGAGAUGUUCCAAAUUGAUUACAUAGGGGAGUCUCCUUACAUCAACUGCUUACCGUCUCUCUACCAUCACAGAUUAGGAUCCAAGGACAAGUUUCUAAUACUAUCAUCAGAUGGUCUAUACCAAUACUUCACAAACGAAGAAGCGGUUUCAGAGGUUGAGCUAUUCAUCACAUUGCAGCCUGAAGGGGACCCUGCUCAGCACCUUGUACAAGAGCUUUUGUUCAGAGCUGCUAAGAAAGCUGGUAUGGAUUUCCAUGAGUUGCUGGAGAUACCACAAGGUGAACGUAGACGAUACCAUGAUGAUGUUUCAAUAGUAGUGAUCUCUCUAGAAGGAAGAAUGUGGAAAUCAUGUGUAUAAUAAAAAAACAAAACCCUGUUGUAGUGUCUCAAUCAUGUAGUAUAAUGUUGACAAUCAGGAAAUAAUAUAUAUAUAUAUAUAUAUA